AUGAAGGACAGACUGGAGGAAUUGAGGAUCCGAGUUAAUGAAGAUGAGGACUCUUUGGAUAUUGAUGAUACUCUCUCAUUUGAUAACCCUGUUUUCAAGGAGGAUGAGACCAAUCCCAUGAGCAAGAUAUUCCAGGAAGUGUCAGAUCUCUCGCUGGGCCUGAGUAAACUGGAGGAGUUAUCAGAGAGCAUCCACAAGAAGCAGCAGCGGGUGCUGUGCUGCACCACCGAGGAGAGCGUUUAUGAAGAAAAGAAAGAGCUAAGUAACAUUAAAGCCUCCUUCACUAGUCAGGCUAAAGUCAUCCAGCCUAAGCUCUAUGGGAUUCAAGACACACUGGCCCGAGACAGCAAACAGUGGCUGGCAGGAUACCGCAUCCACCAGAACCAGCUCUCCGUCCUAAUCAGCAGGUACCGAGACAUCAUCACUCACCAUUAUGCCAAGGAGAUGGAGUACGUGGAGAAGUUGAAGGAGCAGAUCAUGAGGCAAACUGAGCUGGCGGGCUUAAGCCUACAUGAAGAGGAUAUUAAUCAGCUAGUGGAAAGUCCUGUGGCUCCUCGGAUUGUGGGCCAGGACCUGGAAGUGCUUAAGGCCAAGCAGCAUUUGGCCAUGGCCCAAGUACGCCACCAACAGCUGCUGGACCUAGAGGCCCAGAUCAGUGAGCUGCACUCGCUCUUCCUUCACUUGGAGGUGAUGGUUUCAGAGCAGCACGAGGUCAUCAACAACAUUGAGUACAACGUCCUGCAUACGCUUGAUUACGUGUCCCAGUCCAACGAGGAGGUGAAGAAAGCCCUGAAGUACGAGCGUCAGUCGCGGAUCUCGGCAGCACUGUCAGCAGUGCUGGGUCUCUGUGCCUGUUGCACGUGCUUAUCAUGCAUAGCUGGUACAGUGUAG
Molecule: messenger RNA, 891 nt
Organism: Mauremys reevesii (Reeves's turtle)
Lineage: Eukaryota; Metazoa; Chordata; Testudines; Geoemydidae
Product: syntaxin-3-like
Exons: 1
Coding region: 1-891 (296 amino acids)
Biological process (GO): exocytosis; intracellular protein transport; synaptic vesicle fusion to presynaptic active zone membrane
Cellular component (GO): plasma membrane; SNARE complex; synaptic vesicle
Molecular function (GO): SNAP receptor activity; SNARE binding
Source: RefSeq, a predicted model, not a curated record